AUGUUGCAUGUGGUGGCGGGCGGCAGUUGCAAGUUGCAAGUUGCUGGUGGCUGGUGGCUGCCGUGGCUGCCGUGGCUGCAGCAUUGGUGGUCCGAUCUGGUCGCUUCUGGAACCGGCUACAGGAUCCUGGAACCGGCUGUAGGCUUCAGGUUUCAGGCUACGGGCUACAGGUUAGGGUCUACAGGCUACAGGUUAGUGUCUACAAGCUACAGGCUUCAGGUUCCAGGCUACGGACUACAGGCUUCUGGAACCGGCUACAGGAUCCUGGAACCGGCUGUAGGCUUCAGGUUUCAGGCUACGGGCUACAGGUUAGGGUCUACAGGCUACAGGAUCCUGGAACCGGCUGUAGGCUUCAGGUUUCAGGCUACGGGCUACAGGUUAGUGUCUACAAGCUACAGGCCUCAGGUUCCAGGCUACGGACUACAGGCUUCUGGAACCGGCUACAGGAUCCUGGAACCGGCUGUAGGCUUCAGGUUUCAGGCUACGGGCUACAGGUUAGGGUCUACAGGCUACAGGUUAGUGUCUACAAGCUACAGGCUUCAGGUUCCAGGCUACGGACUACAGGCUUCUGGAACCGGCUACAGGAUCCUGGAACCGGCUGUAGGCUUCAGGUUUCAGGCUACGGGCUACAGGUUAGGGUCUACAGGCUACAUGUUAGUGUCUACAAGCUACAGGCUUCAGGUUCCAGGCUACGGACUACAGGCUUCUGGAACCGGCUACAGGAUCCUGGAACCGGCUGUAGGCUUCAGGUUUCAGGCUACGGGCUACAGGUUAGGGUCUACAGGCUACAGGUUAGUGUCUACAAGCUACAGGCUUCAGGUUCCAGGCUACGGACUACAGGCUCCUGGCUACAGGAUCCUGGAACCGGCUGUAGGCUUCUGGUUUCAGGCUACGGGCUACAGGUUAGGGUCUACAGGCUACAGGUUAGUGUCUACAAGCUACAGGCUUCAGGUUCCAGGCUACGGACUACAGGUUAGGGUUUGCAGGCUCCUGUAA
Messenger RNA from Drosophila ananassae, 996 nucleotides. RefSeq names its product prisilkin-39-like. NCBI's taxonomy places the organism in Eukaryota, Metazoa, Arthropoda, Insecta, Diptera, Drosophilidae. The transcript has 8 exons. The coding region runs from base 1 to 996 and encodes 331 amino acids. The record is from RefSeq and is a predicted model, not a curated record.